This is a messenger RNA of Candidozyma auris, 1710 nucleotides long. RefSeq lists its product as uncharacterized. Gene Ontology annotation, molecular function: chromatin binding. The record is from RefSeq and is a predicted model, not a curated record. Bases 1 to 1710 code for a protein of 569 amino acids. Lineage: Eukaryota; Fungi; Ascomycota; Pichiomycetes; Serinales; Metschnikowiaceae. Gene Ontology annotation, biological process: mitotic DNA replication checkpoint signaling; DNA repair; DNA damage checkpoint signaling. The transcript is spliced from 2 exons.
AUGCCACCAAGACGUAACAAGAAACCUCUUCCAAAACAUGAAGACGAAAGCCUUAGUGAGGAAGUCGAUGACGAUACUGAAGACACCAUAAUUGCGAAGCCGUCAGUAAAACGAUCGAAACCAGAUCUAGCAGUACAGUGGAUAGACAAGUAUGAGCCCAAGAGGGUUGAGGAAGUAUGCAUCAACCCUAAGAAACUAAAGGAGGUGGGGGAGUUGAUUGAGCUGAUGAUAUUUCAGCGUCUGGAUUGCAGACUUUUGGUCUUGACAGGGCCCGCUGGGUGCUCCAAAUCGACGUGCGUCAAGCUACUAGCGAAGAAGUAUCUUGCAGAAUUCCAUCUGAGCCACAUUACCUUGCUGAAAUCGACUGAUGGAAACAUUGUUGAGUAUUGCGACUCAAAUUUAGAGGAGACGCAUCAGAAAGACCAUUUUCGUGACUUUUUGGAUGGUUGCAAAUUCUUGGUGGGGCGUAAUCUAUCAUUGAUUUUGAUAGAGGAUUUGCCUAAUGUAUUUCAUAGUGAUACUCUUGCAUCAUUUAGGAUCGCCAUUCGUGAUUGGAUCUUUGCAGACAAGCCUUUAACACUCCCACCUGUGGUUCUUUGUCUCCUGGAGGUAGAAAUGACUCAAAGUUUGGAGCCUGGCCAUAAGGCUUACUACAACAUCGAUAACAACUUGACAGUUGAGACUCUACUAGGAAAAGAUCUACUCUAUCUGGGUUCGGCACAAGGCUUAGUAAGAAGAAUCAAGUGCUUGCCGAUUGCGAAGACUUUUAUGAAGAAGACGCUUAAUAAAAUAGUCGCAUCCGAAGUGCGAGUCUUCAGCAAGUUUAACAAGGGCACGUUGAAUGACUUUAUCAACUCAAUGGCCGAUAGUGGGGACAUUCGCUCGCUGAUAUGCAAUCUUCAAUUUUGGAGUUUAUUCCCUCAAAUGCCUUUAGUUCAAGGAGAUCCUCAGAUCUCACUUUUUCAUGCUGUUGGCAAGAUUGUUCACUCAAGCUCAAAGUACCAAGAUUUGGAUGACGACCAGCUGGACGCGUUGUCCAUCAAGACUGUCGCUGACGCAUACUCCAACUUCAGUCUACUUUACUUGGCCCUCUUGGAAAAUUACCAGAUCGUGAAUGGAGGAGAAUUUGACAUUGACAUUGCAUCUUGCGUAGUCGACGCUUUGAGUAUUAAUGAUACUCUCGAUGACAUCCAGGAGAGUAGAGAGGAAUCGAGCAGAGUCCAGAGAGAAGUGUCUGAUUAUGUGCGGUACAUAACUCGUAUGCAACUUCUGUUUCGACAAGCCAAUCUAGUGUAUGGGUGUCUUCUACCUAGAAUCUACAACCUGUUCAAGUACAAGCUUCUAAAUGGUCGCACCAGAUUUAGCUAUAAUAGACUAGGAGGUUCAUUUUCUCCGGUGAUCGCAGACGACGAAUUGCCAGUCAUGGAGAAUGAACAUGAGUUUGAUUCACGCGAGGAUGAUCAGUUCAAAGCUGAUAUACAACAGGCUAUUAUGGAGGACAGUGCAGUCCAGCCAGAUGAAAAUCAAAGUGACUUAAGCGAUGCUAUAAGUGAAUCUGGCGUUGAUACCGAUGAAGACUUAAACGACACACUCGACGAGGGACUUAUUAGCAGCUUCAAAAAACCAAUGCUAAGAGGCAAAGUACGAGAGGCAGAAGACAUACUGGACGACCCCGAACUCGAUAUGCUUGUGUCUCAGGGAAUGCUUUAA